GGCACAGCUGCUGCGGUGCUGCAGCAGCCCCAGCACCGGGAUUCCUCUCCGAAAUUCACCAGAAGCUCCCAAUGGGAAUGCCGGGUUAUGUCAGGUUGGAUGAAGAGUCAGAACUUCUUCCAGGUGUCCCUUUAAAACAUUUCUUAUUUCUCCACUUGCUUCUCCUGAUGGAAGACCGGCUGGGGUUCCUUUUCUGUUGUUCAUGCUGAGCAGUUGCUUGGAGAGGUGGUGCGUGAGUGGAGAUACACCUGGUGAUGAUUCAAAUGUGGGAGUUGCCCCGGCUGUGGCUGCUGCUGAUGCUCCCCUGGGAACAUGCCUUGAUAGGGAAUUAACACCAGUUAGUGAUGGGCUGUGGGACAAGCAAAGUACUUCCCGAGCCCCCCAAAGAUGUGCAGCUAGACCUGGUUAAAAAAGUCGAACCUUACACAGGCCACAGUGACAUCUACAAGCAUUUCAUCAAAGAUGACUGCGGGGCUGUCAUCAAAGCUGGCUCUCCCUCCCCUCCGCAUCACACCAACCCCUAUCCCGGGAACCCCCUGCCCGCACACCAGCCCGAGCCCCGCAAGAACAAAGUGGCCAAAUACCGCGCCAAGUUCGACCCCCGAGUGACGGCCAAGUACGACAUUAAAGCGCUGAUCGGGAGGGGCAGCUUCAGCCGCGUGGUGCGGGUGGAGCACAAGGCCACCAAGCAGCCCUACGCCAUCAAGAUGAUCGAGACCAAGUACCGGGAGGGGCGGGAGGUGUGCGAGUCGGAGCUGAGCGUCCUGCGGCGCGUCCGCCACACCAACAUCAUCCAGCUGAUCGAGGUGUUCGAGACCCAGGACCGCGUGUACAUGGUCAUGGAGCUGGCCACCGGCGGGGAGCUCUUCGACCGCAUCAUCGCCAAAGGCUCCUUCACCGAGAGGGACGCCACGCGGGUGCUGCAGAUGGUGCUGGACGGGGUGAGGUACCUGCACACGCUGGGGAUCACCCACCGGGACUUGAAGCCGGAGAACCUUCUCUACUACCACCCGGGAACGGAUUCCAAGAUCAUGAUCACGGACUUCGGGCUGGCGAGCGCGCGGAAGAAGGGAGACGACUGCCUGAUGAAAACCACGUGUGGGACCCCGGAGUACAUCGCUCCCGAGAUCCUGGUCAGGAAGCCCUACACGAACUCCGUGGACAUGUGGGCGCUGGGGGUGAUCUCGUACAUUCUUCUCAGCGGCACGAUGCCCUUUGAGGAUGACAACCGCACGCGCCUGUACCGGCAGAUCCUGAAGGGAAAGUACAGCUACUCGGGCGAGCCCUGGCCCAGUGUGUCCAACCUGGCCAAGGAUUUCAUCGACCGUCUGCUCACGGUGGACCCCAGUGACAGGAUGACGGCCCUUCAGGCCCUGAAGCACCCGUGGGUGGUCAGCAUGGCCGCCUCCUCCUCCAUGAAGAACCUGCACCGUUCCAUCUCGCAAAACCUUCUGAAGAGGGCGUCCUCCCGCUGCCAGAGCACCAAGUCAGCGCAGUCCACCCGCUCCAGCCGCUCCACCAAAUCCAACAAGUCGCGGCGCGUGCGGGAGCGGGAGCUGCGGGAGCUCAACCUGCGCUACCAGCAGCAGUACACGGGCUGAGCGCCUGCCGGGCGCCCUGCCAGAGGUCUCCUCUGUGCUGCAGGUGUGCACACACUCAGCGAGGAACAGCCAGGUUCCUCCCUCCCUCCCUCCAGGCGUUCCCCCCAUCCAUGAGGAGGUGUCCCCCUCACCCCAUGCGGAGGAGAGGGAACCUUGUGGUGGCCGUCACACCCUGCGAGCCGUGCCACGGGGUCUCGCGCCAGAAACGGGGGAGUCCUUGUGGGCUCAGAGCCUCAAGGAGUGCACGAAUUAAGGAGCCACGUGGGGAGAAGAGCUCUUUCUGUAGCCCAGGAGCUUGGUUGUUCAUAGUUAUUUAUUAAUUGCAGAGCGUUUAGUUUCUCACGUUUGUGUAUGGAAAAAAGAAGAAAUCGCUUAGUGUGUCUGUGCAUGCACACCCAUGUGUGCACAUACACGUGUGGGGGUGUAUAUGUAUUUAAAAAUUAUGUAUACACAGAUUUUGAGCUGGUUUAGUCAGACUCCGUGGUGGCUUUGCAGUGAAACUGGAAUGAGUCAUGUGCAGUUAGAAGUGGGAUAGCUCUGACUCACUGGUGUGCUGCCCACCAGCUCCUCACCAAAGAGAUGCCAGACAGCAGUUUUCCACCAGGGCUGGGAAGCUGCGAGGUUUCCCCCAAGGGCUGCCAUCCUCCUGAUGACGUCAAGGCUCACUUGCCUGACAUCAAAGGUUUAUCCCUGGAAUUGUCCUUUCCCUGUUUGCAGCAAGACCAGUGCCUGUCGUGCAGGGUUUGUUUUUCUUGUGGCUCUGUUGUGUCUCUGACACGUAACACACCUUGCACCCUUCAGAAGAAGAUUGAGAAGGUUGAGGUUUUUUGUGCUAAGGGGGAAAAAAGAGGGAGGAAGUUUUAGGGAUGUGCUUCCCACCCCAGAGCUGGGAUGGGCUAUAACCACUGUAAGCACAGUGUUACUGACCACGUCACUGCACCAGACUUUGGUGGUUCCAGGCCAAAGAUUUGACAGGGCUCCCCUGCUUUGUGUGCCUGUGCUGCCCCAGCACUGCCAUCCCUGCUUUGGGACAGUGGUGUGGGAGCUGUUGGGGUGGCCAGUAGUGGUUCCAUAGCAUCAGGGUGAGCGCUUGAGUAGUGGAAGCCUGGUCUAGGAGUGUCAGCAGGGAGAAUACCCUGGAGACAUUGUACAAAUCCCCUAGAGCUGUGAGGGGUGACUUAAGUUCACCAGGAAAAAGCUGCUUUUCAGGUGUCCUUGUGCCACGUAGCUGAUGAGGUGGCCUCUUAUGAAGGACUCUCAGGGGAGGUGGGGGCUGCAGAGCUGAGCUUUGUGCAAGCCUGCUGAGAUAUCUUCCCAACUAGUUAGAGCAGUAAAGUGGGGCUGAUGGCAGAGGCACAGGAUGGAUUUGGCUUCUCAUGGUAGCAGAGACAAGAUCAGCAGCGAAGGAAAAUGCUGGUGCUCGAAACUUUUCUUACGAAGCCACACAAUUCACUUUGUGCUGUGCACUUGGGAAGGGCUUGCUUGGCUCUGGGCUGGAGGUGCAGGCAGUCCAAGCUCAAGGGCUGGUGAGCUUGGCCUUUUCCUAGGAUUGAUGCCUGUGCUACUGUGUUUCAGUGUCAGCAGGGCUGAACUGGUCAGUCACAUCUCCAAGGAGCUCUCACAGUCACUCCUAGUCAGCAAACAGCAAAGCUGCUUUAGUGGGAGAAGAUUUGAGUUUUCUGUGCUGAGGCAAAAAAUGAAAGGGGGAUUUCUGGGGGUGUGCUUCCGGCCCCAAAGGUGGGAUGGGCUGUAAAUAGCCUGGUGUGCUCAAGCAUGUGGUGGGGAAUGCAACAGAAGAAACUUGAGGACAGCCACUAUGUGUAGCAGGAGUGAAUUUGAAAUCCUUUGCGUGGUUUUGCCUGUUAUUUUGAAAACCUCACAUCCUCUGCAGGCUGCCCUUUCUCUGAGCAACCUGUCCUACCAUGUCGCACACAGUCUUUCUUCCAUCAGCAUUAACAGGUACUGCAGAAUUCUGCAAAUUUUGGGUUUCUUUCAACUCUGUGGUCUGCAAACAAAAAUGUUUUCAGCAUCUUUUACCUCUUCACGUUGUUUUUCCCUAGUUUGUUACCAUGAGCUAUAAACUAGAUGUGAUUUCUGACAAAGCAGGCAGCUUGCUACAUUGUGCUUCAUAAACAGUUUGGUGUCCCUCGUGGUACUGCAAACAGGUCUCCAAAAGCAGGAGCCCCUCUAAGGCCACUAUCAGCUGGACCCUGGGGGCUCUGCAGGUCAGGUGGUGGCAGGAGGCUCCCUCGGAGCUCUUCUGGUUCUGAGCCAUUACUUGAAGAGGCUUUGGUGUGUUUGGAGCUCACUUGAAGCACUGUGAUUGCUUUUACCUCCCCAGAUUAUCCUGCAUGUUUAUCCAUAAAACAGGGAUUUUGCCUGUGUGAGGGUGUCAACCUGAUGAACUGAGCCAAGACUUGUAGAACUGAGACCCUUCCCCUUAACCACUAGAUCAUCAAAAUGCACAGAUGCCUGCCCAUGCUGUUCCUUUAUCCUUCUCUUAUGGGAUGAGGAAUACAUAAAGCUCUGGGGUAACCAGGCUUGUUUCUCCACCUUCACAAAGCAGAACAAGAAUCUUCUCAUCUGUGACAAUUUUUGCUUUGUUGAUCUUUUCCACAACUGUUUUUUCACCAGGAGGAGUUUGGAGCGAUCGUUUGUGGUUACUUUGGGCUGGAAUAUGUUUUGGGAAGCAGGAGGUUGCUGUGUAGGUUUCUGACAGUGUCAGGUUUUGGUGGUGAUGCUCUGUGACUAGGGGAGAAUUGGCAGAAGGGAGGAUCCUCAUGUACAUGAGAAUACUGGAUAGCUGCAGCUGCCUCUCCGUAUUGAGGUGUCUCCGGUCCUCGGGCACUCCACUGCUUGGGACUUGUGGGAAGAGGACCAAGGCCAUCCCAUAAAGAGCUUUGACUUUUCUAAAAAAAGAACUCUAAUUCUUUUCACAAAUGCAACGUUUUCUUGUUUGCAUGGAAAAAAACAGUGUAAACUUGGGAAAAUCUUUACAGGCUUUCCUUCCAUCAUUCAGUUUUAACACUCUUGGCUCGCUCCCUCUUCUUUUCCUAAAUCCAGUAUUUGUAGGAACUUUGUAGCCAGACGUGUGGGCUGAGGGAAGAUGAACAGACCUCUGUCCAAGUGACCCUGGAGUCCUCAGUGAUCUUUCACUCAGUCUGGAAAACUGUGAUGGUCCAAAUGCCACGUUGGAAGUUCCAGCUUAAGAACAAUUCCUCAGGUGCUUUUAUUCUUGCAAGAGGGACAGGUUUCCAGUUUGGGUCUGGUGUGGGGGUUGGGGACAGGCAAAGUGCUGUAAUUCUGAGCCAUAGUCCAGGUGCCUUCAAUCUGUCCUCUAAGAAGCUCUUCACUGUGAAUUACAUUGAUCAUCUGUCUUCAUCCCACAGGAGCAGCUCAGUACUCAGUUGGUCUUAAGUCUCAGGAGUUUACACUUUUCAGGAGUGCCUUUUUUUGGGGAUUUUAGAAACUAAAAUCUCUCUGAAAUUUUUUUUUUCUGCUCUUUCAUUUAAUUUUUUUGAUGUGCUUUUACUCUUAAUGGUGGUUCUUAAUUUGGCCUGCAGAGUGUUUUUUGGAAACCUUCCUCUGGUCCUGAAUGUGCAGGGAGGACAGAGGUAACACCUGCCUGUUCCAGACCACCAUGCCAUGCAGUCUCUGUAUUAGCUGGGGUGCAGAUCUGAGUUUUCUUCUGCUUUGCCUGCUUUGGUUCACGCAGGGGAAGUGGAGUUGGAAUGACACCUAGUGGCAAAUUGUGGUGUGUCCUUGUCCAAGCACAGCCCUCUCCUCGCUGUUUCUGGGUGAGAUGCUCUUUGAGGAGUAAAGGGAAUUUAGAAUGUCUUUUGGAACUUAGCAGUACUGUGCAAAACAAUCCCAUCCUUUUGUCCUGGGAGUUCGGCUACUCUCUUGGGGGAGAGAAUUACAGCUUCAAAGAAUGUGGCCUCUUGGUUCCUUGAUUUUUAUUAUUUUUGUUGUUGGUUAUUGGAAAAGAAUGCAAAAAAGUCUUCCAGAAAUUGCAUUAAGAGGUCUAAAGAUUCGCAUCCAAGUUCUUGAGUACGUAGUGUAUUUUCCAUAAGCAGUUACCAUGUUUAAUUUACUUCUCACUCAGGCUUCUAAAAAUCUUAACACGUCAACCCAGUGGGGGUAGAAACCACCCUUCCUUUGAUUCUGAAGAGGUUUAACACUGCAGUUGUGAUAGCAUCCAGAUGCUCCUGCUCUGUGUUGUUCUUGGAAGCACACAGCUGUACGUGAAGGAAAGCUUGAGAGCCUUGUCAGGAGCUCAAGCCCAGACGAGAGGGCUCAGACCUGCCUGCUUUGGUAGUGAUGUGGAAACCAGCUGCAGUGUAGGGCCUGCUUCACGUGUUUGUUCUGGACAUGAUAAACCCUCACACUCUUUGGAAUCUGGGCACUUUCCUCUUUUAGGCCAGAUAUUUUCUGUUCUGGUAAUUUACACCAUUUCUGAGGCCCUGCUCCGUUUCUCAGUCCUGUUGUCUACCCGGGUGUUUGGCUGCAGUACUAAGAGAGCCAACUUUUAUCUGAUGCACAAACUGGAAUAGGAAUGAUGGUUCACUUGGCUGCUGGGCAGCAGCUCUGGGUUUGGCUCUGCAGGAGCUGUGGCAAGUCCUAGGGCAAGGUAAAAGCUUAUGUAUAGUGCCUUUGAGAACCUGCAGUGCAGGCUCAGCUCAGUCUUGUACCACAUAGGGCAGCUACUGUGUGGCUGUUACAGGCUUCUAAUUAGGCUGUGUGGGGCCAUGUUAUUUUAAAUAAUGAUACUGAAGAUUUGGGGGGGGUUGAGGUGGGAUAAAUUAAAAUCUCAGUUCUUUCACUUAAUUUAGUUUUCUAAAUGAUGGAAAGCAACACAGACAUUGGCUUCUUUGGCACCAUUGUGAGCCCUAGAAUUUGCAGGAAGGGUGGUUGUGUCCAGGCCUCUCAACCACUCAGCUUUCUCCCAGAAAGUGUCACUGUACCACUCAGUGCAUGUACCCAGCCCCAAGUUGCCUUCACCACUCUUGGGAGGGUUUUGGUGCUUUUUUUGACCACUCAGUCUCCUCUUUCACCCUGGAUUAAGAGUGCAGCACUCCAAGUCAAGUGCCUGCAUGUCAGCUGUGCCUUACUGUGCAGAAAACUUCCCAAAGAAAUAAAUGUGAACACCAGGGAUGUGCGGUGGUAAGCGGCAUCGUGGAGCUCAGUGCCUUCCGCCCUCGGGGUGCCGAGGGCAUUGGGAGCUCUGCCUGGUGACAAUUGUCCCUUCUCCCCCUGUCCCCUGCCUGGUGAUGCUGUCAGUCCCUCGUGUGUGACGGGCAAGCUCUGGCUGCUGUUGCAGAGGCCGUUGCACUGUUUGUCUGCUGAGCGUGGAAGCGAUGUGUGGAGCAGAUCCGCGGCCCCGGCGAGGUGUGAUACAAACCAGCAGCUCCUGCAUGAACACCCAGAUGAGUUUUCCUGUUGCCUUUCACUACGGAAGGACACCUCCCGGGAAGCUCUUGGGAUCGGAGAUCUUCCGGCACUCGAUGUUAUUUUUGGUUGCCCAGUUUCCGGUGCUGGGUUGGAACAGUUUGGAGGUGAUUCCGGUCUCAUCCUGUCGGUCUCCUCAUGGGACUGUCUUGAGAAGUGUCCCAUUCUGUGCCUUGCCUUUCGAGUCCUGGCUCUACUCUAAGGUCCUGUCAGAUGAGGUCAGACCCAUUGUAAUUAGUCUGUAAUGUUCAAGUUAGAGUGUACAGAAUUAUUUAUUUGGUGUACUCGGUCUGCUAAAACAUGUCCAUGUAUUCUGUGUACCCCAUGGCUCUGCUGUCCUUACUUGUGCCUGGUGGAUCACCCACGGG
Messenger RNA from Pseudopodoces humilis (Tibetan ground-tit), 7417 nucleotides. RefSeq names its product protein serine kinase H1 (gene PSKH1). Gene Ontology annotation, molecular function: ATP binding; protein kinase activity. Gene Ontology annotation, biological process: protein phosphorylation. Lineage: Eukaryota; Metazoa; Chordata; Aves; Passeriformes; Paridae. The record is from RefSeq and is a predicted model, not a curated record.